Messenger RNA from Paramormyrops kingsleyae, 7721 nucleotides. Its product is annotated as membrane-associated guanylate kinase, WW and PDZ domain-containing protein 3-like. Gene Ontology annotation, cellular component: cytoplasm; cell-cell junction. Gene Ontology annotation, biological process: signal transduction. The record is from RefSeq and is a predicted model, not a curated record. Gene Ontology annotation, molecular function: protein binding. Lineage: Eukaryota; Metazoa; Chordata; Actinopteri; Osteoglossiformes; Mormyridae.
CGCGCUCGCGCACGGACAUCUGGAGAAGCCGGCGCGCAUCGAGUACGCGCACCUCUCCUCCUUUCCAAACCCGCCAGGUGUAUUGAUGUCUGUCUCCCCGUAUCGGGACUGCCGAUGCCGCGGCAGAAAGGACAGGUGCGUGGGACACAAGUUGCCGAGUGGCGGCGUUAAUCGGGAUGGGGGGAGACGAGGAAUAAUGAAUGUAGACGGUGUAGCGGUAAGGAAUUGUAUCGGAGCCGAUGCUCAUACUAAAGAAUAAUCCACCUUUUUUCAUGCAAUGAAAUGCAAAAUGUGAACAGAUGAACUGAAUCGAUUGGACUUUUUGGUCCGUCUCAUGCAGAUCGACGACUUUAGAUUUUUUUUAUUUUUGUAUUUUUUUGUACAUCUCUAUUUCGUUCAUUAUUGCUCUUCUAUUUGAUCGUAGCAAGUUGCAAGAAAAAUAAAGAUAUAGCCUACUAGCCAGUAGUAGUUUCGAAAGUGAAGACCGACGGAAUUUAAGUUUUUACUAUGUUUUUCUAAAUAUACUUAAAGAAAGAUGCAACCAUCUCGGAAUAGCAUUGUGUUUCAAAUGUAUUUACGUACCACUGACGUGUUUACGUUCCUUGUCAGUUAAUAUGACUUUUGCAUGAAGAUCUCAAUCAUCCAAUACGUAUUUAUAAGGAUAUUUUCAAAUCAUGUGCAUGAGCACAAAUGGGUAUACUGCCUUGUCUGAGAAUGAACGUCAGUCGGAAAAUUCUGUGUAUUUUUUCGGUCUGUGGUCUUUUUAACUAAGGAGAGAAACUGCAGCCGGGAUUCAAUAAUAUUUUCAAUCAUCUUGGGACAAGGGAUUUACCAUGUCAAAAACGCUGAAGAAGAAGAAACACUGGUCGAUUAAAGUGCAGGAGUGUGCCGUGUCAUGGGGGACCGGCGGCGAGUUCGGCUCCGUAGUGGAGCUACGCGGGGGUGCCGAGCAGGGGGAGUUCCCCCACCUGGGCCAGGUUAAGUCUGAUGCGCUGGUCUGUCACUUCGGGAGGAUCCCCAUUGCGGGAGAUGUGCUGCUAGAGGUGAACUGCACCCCCGUCAGCGGGCUGACACACCGCGACACCCUGGCCGUCAUCCGCCACUUUCGGCAGCCGGUUCGGCUGAAGACCGUCAAACCAGGGAAGGUGCUGAACACGGACUUGCGCCAUUACCUCAGCCUUCAGUUCCAGAAGGGCUCUCUGGACCACAAGCUGCAGCAGACUAUCCGGGACAACCUGUACCUGCGCACAAUCCCCUGUACCACAAGACAGCCAAGAGAUGGGGAAGUGCCUGGAGUAGACUACAACUUCAUCAGUGUAGGAGAGUUCCACGUCCUAGAGGAUAGCGGACUUCUUCUAGAGAGUGGCACCUAUGAUGGCAAUUACUACGGCACCCCAAAGCCCCCAGCUGAAGCAGGCUCUACACAGCCCGACUUAGUGGAUCAGGUUCUGUUUGAAGAGGACUUCGGUGGCGACGUUCAAAGGAAACGCACCACCUCUGUCAGCAAGAUGGAGCGCAAGGACAGCACCGCCCCAGAGGAGGAGGACGAGGAUGAGCGGCCAUCCAUGCUAAACGGCCUUGCAGAUCACCAAGAAGGAGCUGACUGGAGGAAGAGGGUGCCCGAUUACAGCCAACCCAGCAGCAGGACAGACCUCCGCUCUUGGAACUCCCUGUCCAGAGACGACAGCUUGGAACCUCUCCCCAAAAACUGGGAGAUGGCCUACACAGAUACGGGCAUGGUUUACUUCAUCGACCACAACACCAAGACCACCACCUGGCUGGACCCCCGACUGGCCAAGAAGGCCAAGCCCCCCGAGAAGUGUGAGGAUGGAGAGCUUCCAUAUGGUUGGGAGGAAAUUGACGAUCCACAGUAUGGAACCUACUAUGUAGAUAAUGCUCUUACUGAGCCAACCCUUCUACAGUGGAAAAUAGAAGUGAGCUGGAACAGUGCAGUAACUAGUGUCUCUUCAUGCCACAUUAACCAGAAAACCCAGUUUGAGAACCCAGUCCUGGAGGCCAAGAAGAAAUUGAGACAAGAAGCCUGCGCUGCUUCCCCCCACCAGCAGGGUGCGCCACUGCCAGCAGAAGAUGGCAGCUCGAGUAUCUUCACGCUGGACCCCUCCCAGCUGCAGGGGGUGAUCAUCCGCACGACCCUCAGAAAGAGCGCCCAGGGCUUUGGCUUUACCAUCAUCGGUGGCGACCGGCCCCACGAGUUCCUACAGGUCAAGAACGUCCUGAGCGACGGGCCGGCUGCCCAUGACAACACCAUCGCCUCCGGCGACGUCAUCGUGGACAUCAACGGCACGUGCGUCUUGGGGAAGACCCAUGCCGAGGUGGUGCAGAUGUUCCAGUCCAUCCCUGUCAAUCAGUAUGUGGACAUGGUGCUGUGCCGGGGAUACCCGCUGCCAGAAGACGCAGAUGCCGACGAUGACGCAGAAGUGAGUGCCGAGGUGGUGACGGCCGUGCCGCUCAUCAACGGGCAGCCGCUGCUCGUGAAGGCCGACGCCCUGAGAGCCUCUUCCCAGGAGCUCCACUACCUCACCACUGACUCCAGUGGUAGACCCCUGGUGGCUGCCCUGCCUGCUGCCCCGGAAAGGCCCAACCAGUCCCUUCUGCAGCCCGAGCUGGUGAACGUUCUCCUGGUGAAGGGUCCUGGAGGUUUCGGCUUUGCCAUCGCUGAUUGCCCACUGGGCCAAAAAGUCAAGAUGAUACUGGACGCUCAGUGGUGCCGUGGCCUGAUGAAGGGUGACGUCAUCAAGGAGAUCAACCGGCAGAACGUGCAGACGCUCAGCCACGCCCAGGUGGUGGACAUCUUGAAGGACCUGCCGGUGGGCAGUGAGGUCAACGUCCUGGUGCUGAGGGGAGGCCAAACGUCUCCAGUGAAAUCCCUGAAACCGAAGCAGGACAUGAUGUCCAGUGCCGAAGCUCUAGACCCUGUCCCAGAAGCCCCCCCGCAGCCCCCACCGAGCUGCAUGAGACCUAGCUCCCCCAGGCUGGACUCCACCGAGCUCUACGCAACGUCCAAAGCUGCGGUGGAUAGUACGGGCCCAGUGAUGAAAGAAUUGGACAUCUUCAUCAAGAGGAACCAGGAGUCUGGAUUCGGGUUCCGAGUUCUGGGUGGAGAAAGUCCCAAACAGCCGGUCUACAUCGGCGCCAUCGUGCCCCUAGGGGCGGCCGAGAAGGAAGGUCAUCUCCGGGCAGGAGACGAGCUCAUAGCUAUCGACAGCGUUGUGGUCAAGGGUAGGCCACACAAGCAGGUGCUGGAUCUGAUGACCAAUGCCGCCCGCAACGGCCAGGUCCUGCUGACCGUCCGCAGGACUAUUAUCUACAGGGACGGUGGGGAUGCAGACGGGGGCCAGCAGCUGGCGACCCCCCCCCUGCUGAACGGCUCCCCCAGGCUGCCCCGUGCAGAAGCGCUAGGCCAGGCCGAGCCCCACCCUUAUGACAUCCUCCUGCAGCGCAAGGAGAGCGAGGGCUUUGGGUUCGUCAUCCUCACAUCCAAGAGCAAGCCGCCCCCUGGAGUGAUACCACACAAGAUCGGCCGCAUCAUCGAGGGCAGCCCCACUGACCGCUGCGGCCGGCUCAAGGUGGGAGAUCGCAUCCUGGCCGUUAACAGCCAGUCCAUCGUGCAGCUGUCACACAACGACAUUGUGCAACUCAUCAAGGACGCUGGCAAUUCUGUCACCCUGUCAGUGGUCCCGGCAGAUGAAUACACUGGGCCUCCAUCUGCUGCCAGUUCAGCCAAGAACAGUCCAGCCUUGCAGCACCGAGCCGUGGGCCAGCAGCCAGCCACCCGAGAUGACCGAUGCAACCUGGAAAUGGAGGAGAAGUGGGAGGGCUCUUCCCGGGCGAGUUACAGGACGCGGGGGGCAAAUGAGCAGAGCAGCGUGUGCAUGGCGGGGCCCCGGCAGGGCUGCUUCACGGUGGAGCUGGACCGUGGUCCUCGAGGGUUUGGCUUCAGCCUGCGGGGGGGGAAGGAGUACAACAUGGGCCUGUACAUCCUUCGGCUGGCAGAGGACAGCCCUGCCCAGCUGGACGGGAGGAUACAUGUGGGGGAUCAGAUAGUGGAGAUUAACGGGGAGCCAACCCAGGGAAUCACACACACCAGAGCCAUCGAGCUCAUCCAGGCCGGGGGCAGCAAGGUGUUACUGCUGCUCAAACCCGGGCCUGGGCUGGCACCGGACCACGGCAUUCAGAGAGACGCUCUGGGCCCAGUAUCUCCAUCUGUCAGCUCUGCAGAAUCACUCUCCCUGCCUCUGGAGUGGAACACCCCUAUCCCUGUGCCUUCCGCCUCCCCCAUGUCCUCCCCUCGGUUGCCUGAACCACAAGCCAGCUGGGAAGCCGCAGUGGAGAGAAGGCUUGGCGCAAACACUGCAGACGAGUUGCUGUUGGAUCCCGCAGAGGGACAGUGCAACCACCAGGGGGCGCCCAGUCCUAACAGGGGGAAGACUCCCAGCCGGUCUCCCAGCUCCCAAAAGAAACAUGGGGAGGCCCGUGCCGGAACAAGACAGCUGCACCAGGAGCAGCAGGGCGAGCGAAGGAGCAGGGAGGAUGCGGGCUGGAGGAAAAGGGAGGCAGAGCGAGACACCCAAACACACAGAGAGGGAGCAGAGAGGAACAGAACCCGGGGGAGGCAAGGGGAAGGCUGGGGAAGGGGGAGUCAGCCGAGAGGAGAAGAGGAGGAGAGCUGGCCUGACCAGAGGAGGUGCACGGGCAGGAAGCAGGACACUCCUGGCGGGAGGGGGCCGAUCACCCCUGGCCCGUGGAAUAUACCAAGCUCUGCCAGAAUCCUGUCCUACUCCGAAGUCAUGCGGGACAGCUGCUGAUGAGCGUUUCUGGAAGCUCGGUGGCACAGGUGGCAGCCCUCUGACGGAAGUUCUGCAGAUACCCCCCCCCCCCCCCCAAGCCCCUGCCUGCGCCCUGCUGGCCGCAGCCUCGUCCACGAGAAACAGGAGACAGACCUUCACAUGGAGCGCUUCUCUGUCAGGGCCUUGUCUUACUGCAUGCAAAAACAAAGGAUGACAAAAAAAAACUGUCAUUUUUUUCAGUCAGCGGAGAUUUGGACUCCUGUCUUCUGUUGUCUUUUUGCGUUAAUGGAAAUUACAACCUUGCAUGUCUCAUCCAAACUCCAGAUUGUUACAUGUAAACAUGUAAAAUGAGGUACCAAACAGGCUAAGAGAUUCUGUGAACAUGUUUAUACAGUUUUGGUCAUAUAAUAUUUAACUUUAUAGCUUUAAUUUAUUAGUUUCAGUAUUUUAUUGGCACACAUUGUGAUCCAGGAAAGUUUAUUUUGACCCUGACUUCAAUACUUAAAAACAUUGAAAUUCCUAACCAGUUUUUUUUACAACUGGACAAAUGUGCCAAUUUAAUGUAUAUAUUUAAAUACAGAUACCAAAACAAUAUUUAAAAUAUUGCUUUUUUGAUAUGUCCAGAUCUUCAAACCUUAAAUUAUUAUUCCCAAAAACAAUUUAAGGAUUUCUAGGACAAUUUCUUCCUUACAUAAAUGCAUCCUGUUUGGUACCUUGUAAAAUAAAAUGUGAAAAUGUGUGUGUACAUAUAUACAUAUAUAUACGACCAGAGACUUGUGCUUAUUGGUUAUCUUCUUUAUGAUAAAUUGUAUCUAAUUUAUUCAAAUGAAAAAAAAAAUGGAGUGAUAUAGAUUUAUGCAUCCAUCUUGAGCCAAUCAGCAUUUUGAUGUGGGCUUCUGGGAUUUGGAGUUUUAUGACCUUACACUGUCCUUUAUCACUGUUUUUUUAUGGAAGGUCAGAGGUCAGUCUUGCACAACGAAUGGCAGUCAGUGGGCUUUCAGACACGACGCUGACACUUUCACUCAUGCACGUAAAAUGUUGAGAGAGAGGGCUACCUCACCGAUGGUGUCCGACACGAGAUCAAGGGCUCUAUAACAGCGUCAGAUUUAAUUCUCCUUCAAACAAAGCAUCAGCACCAAAGUGGCUCUUCAAGGCCCAGCUACUAUAAAUUUAAUUCCCGUUGGUGUUUUAUUCUUUGCUUGGGUUUUCGUUCCACUGAUUGUCCCUGUCUUUGAUGGACAGCUGUAGCAAAAAUGUCUGCAAUGUGUUCAUUGUUUUGCAGAUCUUCUUCCCUCUGACUCAUUCCUGCUUCAGUGAGCUCAGAUUUCGAGUGUAGCUGGAUAGUUUUUGAAAACCUCGGGGGGGACGUGGGUGUGGCUUGUUGACAGAGUGAGUCUCCGUCUUCUUUUUGAGCAGUGAGAGUCCCAUUUAAAUGCUUAAGUCGUUAGCAGGCUCUGACCACAGCUCUGUUGGGUAAUGUCCCCAAAUACAUCGGUGGGUAAUGUAUAUGAAUGCAUGACUUUCAGCCAGGAAAUAUUCUUUUGUUGUUUGAAACAUCUAACUUUGGCACAUGCAUGGAUAUGGAUGUGGAUGUCCUUCUUGAUAAACGUUGUGACUUGGAUAACAGAAAACUGCAUUUAGCCAAUGACAGACUCCUAGACAUGUUUGGAAAGAUCUGUUCGGUUCAAAGCAUUUCUCAAAAUGUGUGUGCUACCCAAAUGGUCUUGUUGAGUUAUAGUUGUGAGAAGAGUUUUUAUUCACGCUGUUGGUAGGCAACUCAUGCACUGACCGUCAACUACUGUAUGCAGUCCCCUUUGCGGUUCUGUAAACUUGUAGAGAUAUUGUGAAAACAUACACAAGCUGGUAUUCAUCAUGGUUAUCGCAUGCAAAAGAAGUAAUAGUGAACUCUCUUAUCUUUUGAUUCCAGACCAAAAACAAGAACUGAUUUAGAUCUUUCUCAUGUCAUAGAGGGGUUUAAAUGUAAAAAAAAUGAAGUUAUUUUUGCAUUGCUUUUGCUAAACUUGCAUAGGUCUUAUUCAGCAUCUCACAAAUGUGCAUCAUUCUAAAACAGUGUUAAUCAACCCGGUCCUCAGGGGACCCACAGCCAGUUCACACAGUUUUUGUCCCUCCCAGCUCCCUGCCGGACAGUCCACAUUUUUCCUCCCUUCCAGCUCCCGGCUAAAACGUGGACAGUCUGGGGGCCUCAAAACGCAGGUUGAGAAACACUGUUCUAAAAAGAAUUUGCCGGAUGAAGAACGGACAAGCAGAACAAGUUGCAGUCAGUGAGCUGUCUGAACAGCCCUGCCGGAAGCACUCCUGCCAUCUCCUGCAUUUAGCUGGCAAGCAGCAGCCAAUCACAUCACAGUUUACUGCAUAGUACUUUGGACAAGUUCAUUUUUGGGGAGUCUCAGUAUAUCAGUAUUUCCCAAUCCAGUCCACAGGGAUCCACAGACAGUCCACGUUUGUGCUUCCUGCCAGCUACCUACCAAGGCAGCAAAACUGUGGACUGUCUGGCAGGGAGCUCGGAGGGAGCAAAAACACGGACUGACUGUGGGUCCCUCAGGACCAGAUUGGGAAACACUGCAGUAUAUCAUUGUCAUCUGCACUAGGGCAUUGUGAGAGACCCCUGAAGGCUACUGACACUGCUUUUUCGGCAUACAGUGUACAAAGUGGCCUGUGCACUUUAGUUAAUCAGAAACUUAGCUUGGUCUCGACAUUAUGUGGUAGCUGUAAAUGUUUAUAUAUUGUACAGCAUCUUUAUAAAUACAUAGAGUUCUCAUUCUGGAAAAACAAAAAAAUCAAGAUCUGUAAAUCUCCCCAUUAUUUUUUUAUGUAACUGUAAAGAUGAUGUGAGGUGGAAAGAGUCAUUGCAUUCUGUUCAUGCAAUAUUAAAGUUCUAACAAGAUAACAUUA